AAGCUUCACCGCAAUGUCGGGUAAGAGUGGUACACGGCAGAAAAAACUUGGCGAGAAAACUGCAAGUAUAUUGUAAAAUUAGGCCACAAUGCCGAAUAUGGGUGGCCUGGGCCAUAUGCAUGAAAGCAAAUGGUGUAGCGUAUUUUCUAGUGGUAUGAAAUCAGGGUUGGCUCCAAAUACAUGAAAGCAAGUAGUCAAAGAGCUCUCGCCCUGUUGGACCAAUGCCUGACCAUGAAUCAUAUCAAGCAAAUUCAAUCCCAUGUUACGGUUUCUGGCACCCUUUUGGAUCCUCAAGCCGCUAGCAAGAUUAUCUCCUUCUGCGCGUUGUCCGACCAGGGCGACUUGAAUCACGCCUACCAACUCUUUCACCGUCUACCGCAGCGAACCACGUUCGUUUGGAACACCAUGGUCAGAGCUUUUGCUGAGAGAAAUGAGCCCAUUAAAGCUUUGUCUCUGUAUAUGAAUAUGCUUGAGAGUGGCUUCUUACCAAACAACUACACCUUCUCUUUCGUCCUUAGAGCUUGUGCUGGCCUCUCUGAUAUAUCCUUGGGUUUAACGCUCCAUUCCCAAGUCGUCAGGUUGGGCUGGGAAUCCUAUGACUUUGUGCAGAACGGAUUGAUCCAUUUGUAUGCGACUUGUAACUGCAUGGGCUCUGCUCGUAAAUUGUUUGAUGCGAGCGUAAACCGAGACGUCAUUACGUGGACAGCUUUGGUUAAUGGGUACGUGAAGGCUGGACUAGUUGUUGUUGCACGGGAGUUGUUUGAUCAAAUGCCGGAGAAAAAUACGGUUUCUUGGAGUGCAAUGAUUACCGGGUAUGCACAGGUUGGCUUGUUCAAAGAGGCUCUGGAGCUUUUUAAUGAUAUGCAGGUUUCUGGGUUUCGACCAAAUCAUGCUGGCAUUGUAGGUGCACUCACUGCGUGUGCUUUUCUUGGCGCAUUGGAUCAUGGAAGGUGGAUACAUGCAUAUGUGGAUAGAAAUGGGAUGGAAUUAGAUAGGGUGUUGGGCAGUGCUCUCAUUGACAUGUACGCAAAGUGCGGGUGUAUUGAAACUGCUUGUAGUUUGUUUGAUAAGAUACCGAGAAGAGAUGUUUUUGCCUUUACUUCAUUGAUUUCAGGCCUAGCAAAUCAUGGUCAGAGUGCAAGUGCUAUUGAGUUGUUUAUUAGGAUGAAGAAUGAAGGAGUUGUACCUAACGAAGUUACAUUUAUAUGUGUCUUAAGCGCAUGCAGUCGAAUGGGGCUAGUGGAUGAAGGGCUGACAAUUUUCUAUAGCAUGAGUCAGGACUAUGGGAUCCAGCCAGGGGUUCAACACUAUGGGUGUUUGGUAGAUCUCUUUGGAAGAGCUGGAAUGUUAGAAGAGGCAACGAAGGUGGUGAGGGAGAUGCCAAUGCAACCAGACUCGUAUGUAUUGGGUGCAUUGCUCAAUGCUUGUAGAGUUCAUGGAGAUGUUGAGUUGGGUAAAGAAACGGUUGAGCACUUGGUUCAGCAGAGUCUAGACCAUGGUGGGGUUCAUGUUCUUCUUUCCAACAUGUAUGCUUCUGCUAACAAGUGGGAUGAUGUGGCAAAAGUAAGGAAGGGAAUGGAAGAGAAAAAAGUAAGAAAGGUACCAGGAUGUAGCUUGAUUGAAGUGGAUGGUGUGGUUUGUGAAUUUGUAGCUGGAGAUAGGUCGCAUCUGCUCAUGGAGGAGAUCAUCUUAAUGUUGCUUGCCAUUGACAAGCACUUGAAGUUUCUUUGUUGUCAUUAUGACGAUGAUGAUGAUAAGAUAAAUGAAUAAGUGAACUUCUAGCUGAGAGUUGGUAAAAAUACAAAGCUGGUGUUAGGAAGCAAGCUCUUGCUUUAUUGUUGAACUGUUAUGAUGCUCGGGAUUAUUUGUCUAGUUCAACUCGGUCGUCUGCAUUGUUAAGGUGGUGCACCCCAAAAAAGAACGUGUUGAUUGUCAGAUCAGGAUCUCUAAUUACUUAAGCUUGGGUUGGUGAAGGGAAUGAAAGGCGGCUUUGCAUUGGAAGCUUUUUACCCUCCCUCCACCAUAACGAUGCCUUUGUUAUCUUGGGGAGCAUUGAAGCUUUGCUUCUUCCCUCAUGUGCUUCUCGAAUAGGAUUCUCUUCGUUUUAAAUGUAAUUGGUAAUAUUAAUUUUAUGGUCAUAAUUUAAAUUUAGUGUA
Messenger RNA from Alnus glutinosa, 2156 nucleotides. RefSeq names its product pentatricopeptide repeat-containing protein At5g66520-like. The transcript has 2 exons. The record is from RefSeq and is a predicted model, not a curated record. The coding region runs from base 181 to 1770 and encodes 529 amino acids. Gene Ontology annotation, biological process: RNA modification. Gene Ontology annotation, molecular function: RNA binding; protein binding. NCBI's taxonomy places the organism in Eukaryota, Viridiplantae, Streptophyta, Magnoliopsida, Fagales, Betulaceae.